Molecule: messenger RNA, 2428 nt
Organism: Acomys russatus (golden spiny mouse)
Lineage: Eukaryota; Metazoa; Chordata; Mammalia; Rodentia; Muridae
Gene: Dusp6
Product: dual specificity phosphatase 6
Exons: 3
Coding region: 505-1653 (382 amino acids)
Biological process (GO): negative regulation of ERK1 and ERK2 cascade; positive regulation of apoptotic process; regulation of heart growth
Cellular component (GO): cytoplasm; cytosol
Molecular function (GO): protein tyrosine/threonine phosphatase activity; MAP kinase tyrosine/serine/threonine phosphatase activity
Source: RefSeq, a predicted model, not a curated record
UCCAUUGAGACGCUGGCUGUUUGUAUCCAUUGAGGAGCUGCCUGGCACUGGGGGUGUGCUCUCGCCGAGUCCUAGGGACUGUGAGCAAAGCCAGGCUUGAAUAAUCCGGCGAGAAACACUGGGUUGGAUCUGAGGUGCAGCCUCAGAGGAAAGAAUUAGGAGCUGCUAGAGUUAGACUUUUUUUUUCUUCCUUUUUCCUUUUCCUCUUCUCAGUGGCACGGAGUCCGAAUUAAUUGGAUUUCAUUCACUGGGGAGGAACAAAACUGGGCACCUUCAUUCAGAGAGAUUCAUUGACUCCGAGGGUGAUCCGCUGCAGCCUGGUGCAGAGGGACCGCCGGCUUGGCUUUCUGUGUCGCCUUCCCUAACCGCUAGCCUCGGCUUGGGAAAGGCGAGGCAGAAUCCAAUCCCGCUCCGAGAGCGGGAGCUUCGCGCAGUGUUCUCUGCCUAUGCCUGCCUUGAGGGGCGUCUGCUAGGCACCCCGCCAUCUCCUGCAGCUCGACCCCCAUGAUAGAUACGCUCAGACCCGUGCCCUUCGCGUCGGAAAUGGCGAUCAGCAAGACGGUGGCAUGGCUCAACGAGCAGUUGGAGCUGGGCAACGAACGGCUACUGCUGAUGGACUGCCGACCGCAGGAGCUGUACGAGUCGUCGCACAUUGAAUCGGCCAUCAACGUGGCCAUUCCGGGCAUCAUGCUGCGGCGUCUGCAGAAGGGCAACCUGCCGGUGCGCGCGCUCUUCACGCGCUGCGAGGACCGGGACCGCUUUACCAGGCGCUGCGGCACAGACACCGUGGUGCUCUAUGACGAGAACAGCAGCGACUGGAAUGAGAACACAGGUGGAGAGUCGGUCCUCGGGCUGCUGCUCAAGAAACUCAAAGACGAGGGCUGCCGGGCGUUCUACCUGGAAGGUGGCUUCAGUAAGUUCCAGGCGGAGUUCGCCCUGCACUGCGAGACCAAUCUAGAUGGCUCCUGCAGCAGCAGCAGUUCCCCGUCCUUGCCAGUGCUGGGGCUCGGGGGCCUGCGGAUCAGCUCCGACUCUUCCUCGGACAUUGAGUCUGACCUUGACCGAGACCCCAAUAGUGCGACGGACUCGGAUGGCAGCCCGCUGUCCAACAGCCAGCCUUCCUUCCCGGUGGAGAUUUUGCCCUUCCUGUACUUGGGCUGUGCCAAGGACUCUACCAACUUGGACGUGUUGGAGGAGUUUGGCAUCAAGUACAUCUUGAAUGUCACCCCCAAUCUGCCCAAUCUGUUUGAGAAUGCAGGGGAGUUCAAAUACAAGCAAAUUCCUAUCUCGGAUCACUGGAGCCAAAACCUUUCCCAGUUUUUCCCUGAGGCCAUUUCUUUCAUAGAUGAAGCCCGAGGCAAAAACUGUGGUGUCCUGGUCCAUUGCUUGGCAGGCAUCAGCCGCUCAGUCACCGUGACGGUGGCUUACCUUAUGCAGAAGCUGAACCUCUCCAUGAACGAUGCUUACGACAUUGUCAAGAUGAAGAAAUCCAACAUCUCCCCCAACUUCAACUUCAUGGGCCAGUUGCUUGACUUUGAAAGGACACUGGGGCUCAGCAGCCCCUGUGACAACCGAGUGCCAGCACAGCAGCUGUACUUUACCACACCCUCCAACCAGAACGUCUACCAGGUGGACUCUCUGCAGUCUACGUGAAAGGCGCCCACCUUUCCUAGCUGGCUGGGAGUAUGCCGUCCAUUCCUUCAGCAGUUUCUCUUGGGGCAGCGACCUCCAGGCUGCUCUCUUUGUGUGUGGCCCCAGGUGUCACAAAUGUCACCAAGCUGUCUGUAUUAGACAAGGUUGCCAAGUGCAAAAUUGGUUAUUACAGAGGGAGAGAUGAUGUACUCCAUUCAUCCUUUCUGGAAGGACAGGACAUGCUAUCUAGAUCCAGGCAAAUAGGUUUGUUUCCGUACCCCAGCCUACCCAAGCAGGGACUGGACAUCCAUCCAGAUACAAAGGGUAGGACCAAGAAGGUAUGGUAGGGCAUGUGUUCUUUAGGGUCUUCUAUGGCUGUUUUCCUGUUGGCAUCUGGAACUAAAUAUAUAUUGUCUUCAGUGAAGACUGACUCAACUUUGGGUAUAGUGGAGCCAAAGAGAUUUUAGCUCUGUAUUUGUGGUAUCGGUUUGGAAAACAAAUCAAAACCUGAUACUUUUCAUUUGAUUACUGUAAAUAGUUGAUCUUAAGUCACUUGACAGUGUUUGUUUGGCUUGUGUUUGUUUUUAAUCUUGGAUGGGUUUAAAAGAAAUCCAAAGGGAGAAAGAGCAGUAUGCCACUUAAGACAGAAAAAAAAAAGAAAAAUUUUUUUUUGCUCUUUUUGAAUCCAAAGGGUAUAAUUGCAGCAUGCUUAGCCUUAUUGUACCAAUUCUGAUGACAUUUUCAUGGAUAUUAUCACUAAGACUUUGUUAUGGUGCAGUCUUCAGUCUCAUAUAGC